Trypanosoma conorhini is the source of this 1029-nucleotide messenger RNA. RefSeq names its product endonuclease V. Gene Ontology annotation, biological process: DNA repair. Lineage: Eukaryota; Euglenozoa; Kinetoplastea; Trypanosomatida; Trypanosomatidae. Gene Ontology annotation, cellular component: cytoplasm; nucleolus. Bases 1 to 1029 code for a protein of 342 amino acids. The transcript has a single exon. The record is from RefSeq and is a predicted model, not a curated record. Gene Ontology annotation, molecular function: RNA endonuclease activity producing 5'-phosphomonoesters, hydrolytic mechanism; single-stranded RNA binding.
AUGGGGCAAUCGAAAAAGGUCUCUUUCCCACCCCUGAAUGGUGACGUGGACGCCGCUCACGGCUUCACUUCCUCGAUGACAGGCAUAACCGGAUCAAACCCGGGGCACGUCGACAUCGCGGAAAAGCGGGUGCUGUGGGCGAGUGUUCAGCAGCAGCUGGCGGCACGUGUUUGUGUACCACGCACCGUAGGAAUGCUAGAGCAGUACACAGAAGGGGACGCAGAGGAGGCAAACUCGUUCACUCCCACCUUUGCGCUUCCACAAAGCCUGCUAGAUGAAUUUGAUGCGACAACGGUACUUGGGCCGCAGUUGCGGCGUGACGCCGAACGUCGGAAAACCGCGUUGCUUUCGUCCCUCUGGCCGUUGCGGUACGUGGGUGGAGUUGAUAUUUCUUUUAUGAAGGGGACAACUCUCGCGGUGGCCUGUCUAGUUAUCAUGGAGUACCCAACCCUGCGGCUGUGUCACACAUACUUCCAUCAAUGCGAGGUAACGGAGCCGUACAUACCCGGUUUUCUAGCCUUUCGCGAGGUUGGGCCACUUGUGGAGUUGAUCAAUAAGGUUAGGGGCGAGUCUUGCGAGGAGGAGACGGGAUCUCUUUAUCCACAGCUUCUCCUCGUGGACGGCUGCGGAGUGCAGCACCCGCUUCGCUGCGGACUCGCCAGUCACCUGGGUGUUACUUUGGAUCUCCCUACGAUUGGCUGUGCUAAAAGCUUCAUGGCUGUCGACGGUAUGACGCGUGAAUCAAUGCAUCUCCUCUUUGCGGCCAACGACGAUGGUGCGUGCGGAGCUACGACGACUUCGGCACCGCUCGUGAAGCCGAUGAUUGGGCGGAGUGGCGCGCUGUGGGGCUACGCGGCCACAACAAACCCCGGCGUCAGGAAGCCCAUCUUCAUCUCCCCUGGUCACCGUGUCGGAUACGCCGAAGCAGCUGCAUUGGUGCUCUCCAUGUGUAGGCACCGCGUCCCUGAGCCCAUUCGCGCCGCGGAUCUCAGUUCACGCGACUACGUUCGACGGAUGAAUCUGAAGUAA